UACCGGUUUAUCUACUGUGCAUCUACAUACUCAAUAUAUUUCUCAGGGUACUACAUGCAACGCCAGGGAGAUACACCAGAAAAAGAGGGAGAGAGAGUGUGUGUGAGUGGAUGUAUGUGACUAUGAGUGUUGCCACCACAUAGACCACGUGAGUGGAGAUGGGCAAAAACAGUCUUCUUAAUAUUCACAACUAUCAAAAAUGGCUUGCAUCACAUGAAGGCCCGGGCCCAUGAUCCCGAUGCCAAUCACUGGCCGGCUGAACCAUCCAUUCGACAAACCUCAGAGGCUUACACGCAAAAGUGCGGAGGAGCCCACGAGAUCCCCGUCCUUAGCAUGGCCUGGUAUCGAAUCAGUCUUCCCUUCAAUGCUCCCAUUGUGGAUUUGCUCAGGACACAUCGACCCCGUUCCGUGCGUCAGUUGUGACGCAGUCGUACAGAUUCAGAUAUAUACAAAAAAAGGGAUACUUCGAGUCUACUAUCUACAUCGUGCUAUAUCGACUAUCCCGGUCACUAUGCAGGGUGCAGGCGAUGGAAUGCUGGGGCAAAGGGGAGAGGCCAAACCAUUAGUUACGGAGGACUAAGUUGCCACUGUCAGACAGAGGCUCCUGGAAUAAACCUGCAGAAAAAGGAUAUUCCAUGUUCCGGACGUUUUAUUUGAUCUCAGACCGGGAAAAACGGCUGAAGGCAUCGGCAUUGCUUUU
Molecule: messenger RNA, 700 nt
Organism: Aspergillus eucalypticola CBS 122712
Lineage: Eukaryota; Fungi; Ascomycota; Eurotiomycetes; Eurotiales; Aspergillaceae
Exons: 2
Coding region: 230-580 (116 amino acids)
Source: RefSeq, a predicted model, not a curated record